AAAUAACUGGCUUGCGUUUACCACAACUUUAUUUGCACCUAAAAACGGUUCAGGUGAGUAUUGGGAUACAGACUACCAGAAAAUACAACUGGAGGUACUGACAAACCCUCAGCAAUGCAGCAAGAGUUUGAUGACAAAGCAAAGAAACAGCUCCCUACAGACAUGUACUACAAAUAUGAGGAUCUUCACUCCAGACCGUUUAUCACACCUGACUCUGAAAUCCCAGUGAACCUCCUGCACCUCUCUCACUCCUUUGGGUAUGACAGCGGGCGCAGAGGAAACCUAAAGCUGCUGGAUGAAAAGACCCUGAUUUUUAUAGCAGGUAACCUGCUCGUCCUGCUGGAUAUUUCCACUAAGGAGCAGAGAUUCUUGCGCUCCUGCAGUGGAGGAGGAAUUGGAGCCAUUGCGAUGCAUCCCACCAAGAAGUACUUUGCUGUGGCAGAGAAGGGAAACAAGCCUAGCAUCAUAGUCUACGAAUACCCUUCAUUAAGACCUUACCGCGUCCUCAGAGAUGGCACAGAGCAGAAGUAUGUCUCUGUAGACUUUAGCUAUGACGGGAACCUGCUGGCAAGUGUGGACAGUGCACCUGAAUACUUACUGACUCUGUGGGACUGGAGGCAGGAAGAGGUCAUGCAGACCUGCAAGGCAAUUUCUAAGGAGGUGUACCGGGUCAGCUUUUCCCCGUACAACCCAGAACUGCUCACCACUUCCGGAUUGGGACACAUCAGGUUCUGGAAAAUUACCACCACGUUCACAGGUCUCAAACUCCAAGGAGUCAGUUGUAAUUUUGAGUCGACUGUAGAAACAGAUAUUGAGGGCUACGUGGAGCUUCCUGAUGGAAAGGUAAUAUCAGGCACAGAGAGGGGGAACUUGCUGCUCUGGGAUGGAAAUACUGUCACGGUGGAGAUUUCCCGCACUGAAGAACAGACCUGCCAUGUGGGGACAGUCCAGCCAUUUUCCCUGGAAGAUGGUCAGCUUAGGACAUUUGGCUCCGAUGGAGUGGUCCUGGGAUGGGACUUUGAGAGAAUCAACACAACUAACAGUGACAGUCGCAGGUUUGAGAUGGAUCCUAUUAAUAAGUUGGUGGUGGGACACAAUGUUUGCCUCUCCUCCGUGGUCCGGAGCUCUCUACCCGACUCUUUUAUCUGGUUUGCUCAGGAUUCCAAGGGAGCCAUCUGGAAACUGGAUCUUUCGUUUACCAACACAGCUUCUGAUCCAGAGCGCCUGUUUUCCUUCCAUGCCGGGGAAAUCAAGGGCCUGGAUGUGUCAAAGAAAUCACAUCUGAUGGCCACAACCUCUAUGGACUGCACAGUGCGAGUUUUUGACUUCCUGGCAAAAAGAGAACUGAGCAGCAUCCACUUCAAUCAGGGUGGAACCACUCUCUGCUGGGCUCCAUCUUUGGUCAACCAGAGUGGAGGUUUACUGGUGGCGGGCUUCGAGGACGGUGUGGUCCGCUUACUGGAGUUGUACAACCCUCAGAGCCUUCAUGUGGACACGGGUCCCAGCCCUGAAGGGAACGCCAAUCUGUGCCUCAAGAAGGCCUUCAAACCUCAUAAUGCUCCUGUAACUGCUGUGGCAUACGAGCGAAACGGAGAGAUCCUAGCCACGGGGAGUUCAGACUGCACUGUGUUCUUCUUCACGGUCGGGGAAACAUACAAGCCCAUCGGUUUUAUCCAGGUUCCUGGGCCGGUACAGGCACUAGAGUGGUCACCUCACUCCCAUCCUGAAAACAGGCUGCUCAUCUUGUGUCAAAGCGGUCAUGUGGUGGAGGUCCAGAGUCCUGAUCCAGAAGCUCAUGAGAAGCCAGUCAAAACCUUCCAGCUACCUGAUCUGCCCAGCAGAUCCUUCCGGUUCAAAAGCAUCAAAUCUCAAAUCAAAAGAGACGAGGAAAUUGCAAGACGAGAAGUCUUAAAGGAAAAGAAGAGAAAAGAGAGAGAAAACCAACCUGAAGAACUAAAGCUGCUAGGUGGAGAGCAGGAAGAAGAGGAUCAAGAGAAAGAAUUACCACCCAUCCACAUCCCAGAUCCUCCAAGUCCACUCUGCUGUGGCUUCUACGCAGAGCCGGGCCAGUUCUGGCUCUCCAUGGGAGGCUUUGACUCGGGUUUCUUGUAUCACUGUAAGUUCUCUGAGAAUCAGGAUGAGGAUCCGAACCAGCGGCAGGAUGAACCCUUUGACUUCCUGCCUGUCAGUGAAUCAGAUGACGACCCCAUUUGCUCCAUGACUUUCAGCUCCAACAGGCAGCUGUUGCUCUGUGGCAUGAACUCAGGAUCCAUCAGGGUUUACCCUCUGCAGCCUGGAGACCACAGGCUCACCUCUAUGCAGGCCUACUGGGCUCUGAGUGUUCACGACAACCACUACGGACACCUGCGACACAUCCGCUGCAGUUACGACGAUCUCUUCGUGCUGACAGCAGGAGACGACAGAAACAUCUUCACCUUCUCUUUGCUUCCUCCAGAAGAGCUGCAGAAAAGCCUGCAGAGGAAGAGGGCCAAGAUUCCCUCACCCAGGGGUGCCCUUGAAAAAGAAGCACUGGCUGUAGACAUUGUUGACCCAGCAGCCUACAGCAUAGAGACGGCCAAGCAGAAGCUGGAAAAUGACCACCUGCAUCAGGAGGCUGAACUAAAAAUAAUGGAAACGCAGAAGCAGCUGGCUGAACUCCAGAAGACGUUUCUAGAAGUACUGAAGGUCAACCAGAGUCUGCCAGAGCACGUUCGCCUGAAGCCUGAGGAGCUGCAGUUGGACCGCCGUUUUUAUGAAAAUGCAGAGAAGCUAAAGGCCCAGAAGGUGAUGGAGGUCAGACGGGAAAUGGCCUGGGAGCAGGAGCGCAGCACCAUAGCACUUAGAAAACUGCAGGAAUGGUUCAAGGACUCCCUGGAGAUUAAUAUCAUCACUGUGGUUGCUAUCCACUCCAACCACAAAAUCUCUACCUACCAUCUGCCGCCAUCUGCCAAGUCUCAUACUCGGGUCAGACCUCAGAGCACGGCCAGGCAGUCUGACGGAGACAAAGAGGCUGCACUAGAAAGCAAGAAAACCAGAGAAGAGUCUGCUAAAGACAGCUACAAAACAGUGGAGGAUGAGGUGCUGCCUUCCCCGGUGGUUCGCCCAAGAAUGGUUAAGCUGGGAUAUCGUCAGGAAGAGAGACUCCAAAAGGUUUCAAAGAAAGCUGAUGAAGCACGAGCCAAAAUAGAGAGGAGGAAGAAGGAAUGGGCCCAAAUUUACGCAGAGAAACCAGACAAGGACCAGGAGGAUCCAGAGGAUGUACAGGCCAUCCAUGAAGCCAGGCAGAACAUCGGGGAUGUCUUCAAAGAGAAAAAGCUGAAGGUGAAUGCUGAGAGGAAGAAAGAAGAGAGGACAGCCCUGGAAGAAAAAAUGCAUGAGAAACAGAUUGAGAUGAAUGGAUGGAUCGUUGCACUGCGCGACUCUAAGGUUCAGCUGGUGUCUUGGCUGGCUGCUCAGGCUAAGCAGCUGCAGAAGGUCCAGCAGCGUCUAGCAGCACAUCUCCGCCACCCUCCACCCUCCCUGCCCACCAUGUUACGUGAGGAAACCCCAGAGAAAAGGCUGCAGUGCAGCCGUGCCACCUUGGAGCGAUACCGGAUACUCAGGGAGCAGAGGUUUAUGAAUGGUGACAAGGAGGAACAGGCGGGAGUUGUCAGUUUACUGGAGCAGCUAGAAAAAGAAAUGGAAGCAGAGGAGAAGAAAAAAAAAGAGGCUGUUUUGUCUGUAAAAAGAGAAGGAGAGGCAGGAGUGGAGAAAGAAGCAGAGCUGAGCAAGCUGGAGAAGGAACUACAGAAGGAGGAGGAGAUCCUGCUGCUGCAGGAGCAGGACUGUUUGCUGGAACAGAUGAAGAGCUCAAUUAGUCAGUUUGAUGCGGCCCUAUCGAGUCUGCACAGCCAGAAGCUGUGUCUGGACCGCCAGCUGAAGAUGGCCGACCUCCGCCUGGUGACGCUCUCCCAGGAGAUUCUGCUCCUCAAACAGUUUGAGACGAGGGAGGGCCUCCUGGAGGAGAAACUCUGUGGAUGCAUUCAGGAGGAGAAGAACAUCGCGUCAAAGCUGGAGCAGUGCAACAAAGAGCUGGAACAAAAGAAAAGAGAGAUAGCCAAGCUGCAGGAGAGAGUGAAGGCUCUAACUGCUGCCUUUCAGGCUUCGCUGGGAGAACACAAUCAUUUUGAAGAAUUUCUGACCAGAGUCUUCAAGAAGAAGAUCAAACAUAUCAAGCAGAAAGAGCAGACGGGAAGCGAUGAGACGGACAGUGACGAAGACUCUGAUGAUGACUGGGAUGAUAAUUAUGACAGCAGCACAGAGGAAGAAGACGUUGUUCUGGAUGACAGUGUUUGCCCAGCAGGCUGUGAGCCAGAGCUGUUUGAAAACACUCUGCAGCUGCGCAAGCGUCGGCUGGAGUUGGAGGAACUGCUGGCGGAGGAGAAAAAGAGCGCUGAGGCUCUGAACAAGGAGAGCGAUACCCUCAUGAAGAAGGAAAAAAUGGUAAAGAAGAGUCGUCAGGUAGUAGAAAAUGACUUGGAGUUGAUCAACAAGGAGAAACAGCAGAAAAUAGACGAACUGGAUGUGGUGAUUCCUCUGAGACUGGACCAGAUUGAGUUUGUCGUUGACGGCUCAGUGCCAUCAGACCUGAGCCAGGCGUUGGUGCUGGACGAGACGGAGCAGCAGAGGCUGCAUAAACGCAUCGAGGAGCUGGAGGAGGAGAAGCUCAUUCAGAAAGAUCUGACCCGUCAGACGCACAAGCAACACAUCAGACUCAUACAGGAAAACAAAGACAUGGCCGCCAAGAUCCAGAAGAUGGAGCUGCAGUGCGAUGAGUUGAUGAUGAACAAGUUUGGGAAGCUAGUGGAUCUGGACGCUUUGCAGACGCAGUCAGGGAACAGAAGGCUGGAGGAGCUGAGAAUGGAAAAACUCCUCAUAGAAAAAGCCAAUGCCAAGGAGAUCAAACAGUGGGAUGCAAAGAUUAAGGAGGCGCAGGAUGCCCUGAUGGAGGUGACCAGGAGAAACACAGAGCUUCUUCGCAGGAUGACCGACCUCUACGACCAGGAGGGGGAACUGAAGCUUAAACUCAAUGACAGGCAGAAGAAAAUGGGCAGACAGCAGUCCCACAGCCACAGGAGACGUAUGGACCAGGAAGAGAUACCGAAGCUCCAGAAACUGGUGAAACGACAGUCGCAAAACAUUGAGGCUCUUAAGAGAGAGAUCUGCCUUUUGUCUUACCAGGGAGGCCACGUCUUGCCCCCCAGCCACAGACGACUGCCCCCGAUCACGCGUCUGCCAACCCCAAUGAGCGACAUCGAUGUUGGGAAAGAAAAUCCGUCAAAACUCACCCAGUAGACAAAGAGUGGAUUCAUCAAGGAUAGAAGUAGAAAAUAUAUGCACUUCAUAUGCAUUUAAAAUUUUAAAAUUAAACAAAUAUUUAUUACACAUGGAUGUAUUAAUAUUAAUUUGCUGAAUUGUUCAUGAAAAAUGAUUGAAAGUUCCAGAAAAAAAGGAUUAAUUUAUGUUCGUAAAAUUCCUCAUACAAUAAAAACAGUUAUAAUAGUUUUUCUUGAUACUUUCAUUUUAGGGUUUGAGAAAACGAGAAACACAACAAUUAAUAAAACCUGCUCAUCUCAGGGUUAAUGAAGGACAACUUCUGUUUCCAACAUAAAAGAGCAAAACAUCAAGCUACAUUGAAUCUAAAGGGUGUUGGACUGACUGUAUUUCUAUCAGAAGUUUUACAUCAGGGUUGUCCAAAGUCGGUCCACUUUGUCCUGCAGGUUUUCACAGUUUCCUGCUUCAACACACAAGACUCAAAUUAAAUGGAUCCAACAGCCUGUGAAGUUUUGCACAAUGACUCAUUAAUAUGAGUCAGGUGGUUUUGGUGCAGGGAAACAUCAAAAACCUGCAGGAUUGUGGCUCGCAAGGACUGUAGCUUUACACCCCUGUUUUACAAAGGUCUUCCACGUUUGACAGCGAGCCAUUGGAAUGGCAGCGGAGAUGAGGACCCGAAUGCAGGCAGAAUCGGGCAGAAGGCAGGAUCGGUGCAAGUAAAGGGUUUAUUUACAAACCGCAGCACAGGGAACCACACAUAACAGGGAGUUAACCAAAUAAGGAUCUGACAAGGAGUAACUGAAAAGCCAGGGCUUAAAAACACAGACUGACAAAUUAAACACAGGGGACGUACAUGAGUCAUGAACAGAUUAACAGAAACCAAAGAAACACAAAACUAAGCCCUGAACACUAAAAACCAAGAACAAAAACUAGAAACAUGACCAAAACUAAACACAAAGUCAGAACCAAAACCAUAAACCAUUACAGUAGAGCCAGGGACCAGAAGCGGGUGAGGAGCAUCUCGACCAGAGACUCCCUCAGAGCCAGGGACCAGAAGCGGGUGAGGAGUGUCUCCACCACUGUCAAAGAGUGUACAAUGUAUUUUUAGAUGCAGUAUCUAUUAUGUAUUACAAAGAAUGUAAUAACCGAUCUUGGAGUCCAGUGGAU
Molecule: messenger RNA, 6480 nt
Organism: Melanotaenia boesemani (Boeseman's rainbowfish)
Lineage: Eukaryota; Metazoa; Chordata; Actinopteri; Atheriniformes; Melanotaeniidae
Product: cilia- and flagella-associated protein 44
Exons: 34
Coding region: 115-5334 (1739 amino acids)
Molecular function (GO): protein binding
Source: RefSeq, a predicted model, not a curated record